This is a messenger RNA of Pongo pygmaeus (Bornean orangutan), 1575 nucleotides long. RefSeq names its product sperm associated antigen 8 (gene SPAG8). The coding region runs from base 58 to 1362 and encodes 434 amino acids. NCBI's taxonomy places the organism in Eukaryota, Metazoa, Chordata, Mammalia, Primates, Hominidae. Gene Ontology annotation, molecular function: microtubule binding. Gene Ontology annotation, biological process: positive regulation of transcription by RNA polymerase II. The transcript is spliced from 7 exons. Gene Ontology annotation, cellular component: nucleus; cytoplasm. The record is from RefSeq and is a predicted model, not a curated record.
GCAGGCUCCAGGAGUUGUUUGGUGUCUCUAUGGCAACCCAGUAGCUGGAGUCUGAAGAUGGAGACUAACGAGUCUACGGAGGGAUCGCGGUCGCGAUCUUUAGACAUACAGCCCAGCUCCGAAGGACUGGGGCCCACUUCGGAACCGUUUCCUUCUUCAGAUGACAGUCCUAGGUCGGCCCUGGCAGCUGCAACUGCAGUCUUCACCACCGCCAAAGCAGCUGCAUUAUCUACAAAGACCCCAGCGCCCUGUUCUGAGUUCAUGGAGUCGUCCUCUGACCCCAGCCUUCUUGGGGAGCCCUGUGCAGGACCCAGCUUUACCCACAAUAUAGCCCAUGGGAGUCUUGGCUUUGAGCCCGUCUAUGUUUCCUGUAUUGCUCAGGACCCUUGCACUACAACUGACCAUAGUUCUAACCCUGGCCCUGUUCCAGGCUGUAGCUCUGGGCUUGUUCUUGGCUCCAGCUCAGGUGCUGGCCAUGGCUCUGGCUCUGGCUCUAGUCCUGGCUGUGGCUCUGUCCCUGGCUCUGGCUCUGGUCCUGGUCCUGGCUCUGGUCCUGGUCAUGGCUCUGGCUCUCAUCCUGGUCCUGCCUCUGGUCCUGGUCCAGACACUGGCCCUGACUCUGAGCUCAGCCCCUGUAUUCCUCCACGGUUCAGAAACCUGGUGGCAGAUCGGGUCCCUAACUAUACCUCCUGGAGUCAGCACUGCCCCUGGGUGCCCCAGAAACAACCACCUUCGGAAUUUUUGCAAGUUUUAGAACCAGGUGCCCAAGGACUAUGGAAACCCCCAGACAUUAAAGGGAAGCCUAUGGUUCGCUAUGAAACAUUCCCACGGGGCCAGUGCCUCCUCUACAACUGGGAGGAAGAGAGAGCCACCAACCACCUGGAUCAAGUCCCAAGCAUGCAGGAUGGCUCUGAGAGUUUUUUCUUCCGACACGGACACCGGGGACUGCGGACUAUGCAACUAAAGUCACCCAUGCCCCCCAGCACCACCCAGAAAGACUCGUACCAGCCACCAGGAAACGUCUGUUGGCCACUUCGAGGGAAGCGUGAAGCCAUGCUGGAGAUGCUCCUGCGGCAUCAAAUCUGUAAAGAGGUGCAGGCAGAACAGGAACUCACAAGGAAGCUCUUCGAGGUUGAGUCUGUGACACACCAUGACUACCGAAUGGAGCUGGCGCAAGCAGGGACUCCUGCCCCAACAAAGCCUCACGACUACCGCCAGGAGCAGCCUGAGACCUUCUGGAUACAGAGGGCACCACAGCUACCGGGUGUCAGUAACAUCAGGACAUUGGACACACCAUUCCGGAAGAACUGCAGCUUCUCAACACCAGUACCCUUGUCUUUGGGGCAACAUUUGCCCUAUUAGCCUGAGAAUUACCCCUACCAAUUGGGAGAAAUCUCUUCCCUUCCCUGUCCCGGAGGAAGGCUGGGUGGUGGAGGGGGGAGAAUAACUCCUGUCUGAGGGGUGAGGAGGGAAGUGUAUGGAAUAUGGAAUCUAUUUCUGUCUGCACUAGAGAGGUCGGGAGGAAGUUAAUUCUCACUGUACUUGAAAAGGCUUUACAUAAAGGGUUCUCUCUCA